GCAAGCUUCCUCCUCGCCGUUGUUGUUGGAGGCAGAGCGAGGAGAGAGGAAGCGCGACGGAGGGAGAGAGAAGAAGAAGAAGAAGAACCAGAGGAACAGAGGACGACUCGACCUGAUCCUCCAGGGAAGUGACCCCGCCCUCGGCUCCGCCCUCGACCUCGCCACAGGACAGACUUCCUCCUUCCUCCUCUGACACGAUGUCUCCUAUUGGAAACAAGGAGACGACGGUCUGAACCAUCCCAACAUGGCCGACGACCUCUACAGCAGCACCUUCUCUGCCUCUGAAUCAGACUUCUCCUCCUCUUCCUCCUCCUCCUCCUCCUCCUCAGUGUCAACCUCCUUCCUCACGCUCGAGCAGAGAGCGGCCUUCCUCUUCGUCCUCAUCCUCUUCAUCUUCUUGGGCCUGCUGAUUGUUCGAUGUUUCCGGAUCCUUCUGGACCCGUACCGCAGCAUGCCGUCCUCCACCUGGACCGACCACGUGGAGAAGGACACGUUCCACUACCGCAUCUCCUGACAGGCGGCCUGAGAGGCAGCGACCCGACGACCAUCACUCUGAGACGGAGAAGCAAAAACACGAGCUGGAGACUUCUGAUCUAUAAUCUAUAAUCUAUAAUCUAUAAUCUGUAAUCUAUAAUAUAUAAUCUAUCAUCCCUAAUCUAGUUGAGAUUGUAGAGUUAUUGUCCUGCUGUCAGAAGUGCGCUCUGUGUGUUCACUUCCUCAGUCUGCCUGGCAGGCGGCACAUCUGGGCAACAAACACCUAGAUUCAGUUUGAAAGUGUAGGGUUAGGGUUAGGGGUUAGGGGUUAGUAGGACGAUGUUCAACAUUUGUUUCUUCACAGUGACUGAGUCAAAUCUGACGGGAGAGGAAAUGAUGUCAUGUUGCACAUCUGGCUGGUCUUCAUUCAGUAGCUGUGAUGUUGGUUCCAGAUGUUGAGCGACGCUCUUCACCUCCUGCCAGACAGCGGGUCGGGUUUCUGUCUCUCAGCAGACAAACAGGUUCUGUUCAACUUCAUCAAGACUUUAAGAACUUCAUCCAGAGACGUGGUGACGCCGAGGAAUCAGGUGAGCGAUGAAGCGGAGGACGAGGAGGAAGUGUUGAAUCGAUGUGUUGUCCGGCCGUUGCUUAGUAACCUGUGCAGUCAGUGCCAGCUGAUGUCACAAACACGUGUCACCACGCAAACGACUUAGAAAUUCAAACUUUACCCAAAGUGACAGAAGAGAAGUCCAGAGCAGCAAGUCGCUUCGUCCUCAACAGAACCAGAACUAAAGUAUCAACAUGACGUUCAGACAGAAAAAGAUUUUGUUCUUUUCUGUAUUAAACAA
Scophthalmus maximus (turbot) is the source of this 1322-nucleotide messenger RNA. RefSeq names its product cortexin-2-like. The coding region runs from base 245 to 514 and encodes 89 amino acids. The transcript is spliced from 2 exons. The record is from RefSeq and is a predicted model, not a curated record. Lineage: Eukaryota; Metazoa; Chordata; Actinopteri; Pleuronectiformes; Scophthalmidae.